Molecule: messenger RNA, 4250 nt
Organism: Liolophura sinensis
Lineage: Eukaryota; Metazoa; Mollusca; Polyplacophora; Chitonida; Chitonidae
Product: sodium- and chloride-dependent glycine transporter 1-like
Exons: 14
Coding region: 77-2203 (708 amino acids)
Biological process (GO): nitrogen compound transport; sodium ion transmembrane transport; amino acid import across plasma membrane
Cellular component (GO): plasma membrane
Molecular function (GO): amino acid:sodium symporter activity
Source: RefSeq, a predicted model, not a curated record
UGCAGACCGUCUUUGAGGAACAUUGAUCUCCAAAACCUUAUUCUAGUCUCUUUUCGCAAGAUUUGUACUCUGAAGAAUGGUUUUGGGUUAUAAACACGCUGCUGCGCUGCCACCUAGUCUACCCCACGAGCCGCCGGUCGAGCCUGGAGAAGUCAAAGUGCCCCUGAAUGACGGUACAGAACUCCAUUACACUUUCCACGAGGUUGAGCCUCUGAAGGGCGACAUCGCGAGCAAUGACGCUAAGGACGCCGAAGCGGCUGGUGCUAGCAAUGACACAAUUCUUAGCACCGACAGUAACCGUGCCACAUGGGGAGGGAAAAUGGAAUUUCUUCUCACGUGUAUUGGUUACGCCGUUGGGCUUGGUAACGUCUGGAGGUUCCCUUAUCUUUGUUACAGAAAUGGCGGAGGCGCUUUCCUGAUUCCUUACAUCAUUAUGUUGGCCUGUGUGGGUCUUCCCUUGUUCUUCAUGGAGCUUGGCUUUGGUCAGUUUGCCAGUCUCGGACCUAUCACUAUCUGGCGUAUUAGCCCUCUUAUGAAAGGUCUUGGAUACGCGAUGGUGAUCGUCUCUUGGAUCGUCACGCUGUACUAUAACGUAAUCAUCUCUCACACGUUGUUCUACUUGUUUGCCUCGAUGACCCGAGAACUCCCGUGGACAACAUGUGGCAACUGGUGGAAUACCAAGGCCUGUAAGCCUUACAACCUCGUCGAUAACACCACAUCUACUACCAUAACAACCACAACUACCACUGUGGCGACCACUGUGCUCGAAGCCAUCAGUUCCACAGCCAAAACUGCGGUAGAGAAGGCGAAAACCCCAGCUGAAGAGUAUUACCAGCGAUACGUGCUGGAACAGAGUUCAGGCAUGGAAGACUUCGGCCUGCCCAGCUGGAAGCUUGCGCUGUGCCUGUUGUUGGCAUGGAUUGUUGUCUACGUGUGCCUUAUCAGAGGAAUUCAAUCCCUAGGAAAGGUGGUCUAUUUUACCGCUAUUUUCCCUUACGUCAUGCUGACCAUUCUUCUCGUCCGUGGAGUAACACUAGAAGGCGCUGGCAAGGGAAUAGAGUUUUAUCUGAAACCAGAUUUCUCCAGACUGGCAGAUUCAAGGGUAUGGAGUGAUGCUGCUACCCAGAUCUUUUAUUCUUUGAGUACCUGCUCCGGUGGUUUGAUCGCCAUGUCCAGUUUUAACAAGUUCAAUAACAACUGUUACAGAGAUUCACUGAUCGUCUCUCUUAUCAACUGUGGUACAAGUAUCUUUGCCGGCUUUGUCAUCUUUUCCGUCCUAGGGUUCAUGGCUCAUGAGAAAGGGUUAGACGUCAAGGACGUAGUUGAUGAAGGACCUGGUUUGGCCUUUAUCGUCUACCCAGAGGCUCUUGCGAGAAUGCCCGUGUCACCUAUGUGGGCUAUUUUCUUCUUCAUCAUGAUGGCAACCUUGGGUUUUGGAUCUCAGUUUUCCAUGGUCGAGAGUGUCCUUACCGCCUUUAUUGACGAAUUCAAAACAUACCUGAGUGGUCAGAGAGAGUCUUUGAUCUUCCGAACAGUUGUCAUCUUUUUGUCCUUUCUUCUCGGGCUUCCCAUGGUUUGCAAGGGUGGUAUUUAUCUACUGAACUUGGUUGACUACAGCUUAAGCGGAUUUCCUCUCCUUUUCAUUGGUUUUUUGGAAGUCAUCACCAUCAAUUGGUUUUAUGGUUACAAAAAUUUUGCUUACGAUAUUCAGCUCAUGUUGGGACACAAACCAAACAUUUACUGGAAGGUCUGCUGGCUGGGACUUUCUCCUCUGUGUAUAUUUGUGAUUAUUAUCUUCAGUAUUAUCCAAUACAAGGAGCCUCAUAUGAGCUCCUAUUACUACCCCGGCUGGGCACAGGGCAUGGGCUGGUUGAUGGCAAUCGCGCCUCUGAUGCUUAUCCCAUGCUGGGCCUUAUUCGUAUACUGUAAAAAGGGAGGGUUUGAGUUGUUGAAAGAUCUCGGUCAACCAUCACGCAACUGGGGGCCGUCUUCCAAAGAAAAUCGCACAGGGAAAUAUGAUGAAGUCCAAAUGUCCAUUGAAUCCCUGGAUCUGAAUCAUCAAGGGAUGCUCAAUCACGGUUAUGGCAGGAGGAAAUAUGGCGGCAGUGAAGCCACGUUAUCGACGCCAGCUUCUUCCAUGUUCACGAUAAACGCCAGCAAAGGCUCCAUAGUGAUAUCACCGAGUAUUGAAUCUAACGUUUAAGAAUGUACAAAAUUAGAAAUCAUUUUUGUUUGUUUUAACAAAGCUGUCCUGGUGAUAUGCAGGUAGAGCCGUAGGAACAAUUCAUAGUAUCCAGGAGAAAUGAGAUAACGCAUGCCCAUAAAGCGACAUAAAGCCGCCCGCAAGUUCAUUUCCGGUCGCUGCGCAAAUCCGGCAGCAGACAUAUCCUCAGGAUAUGCGUGAGUCAGACAGCGGAGCCAACCAGUAGAGCGAGACUGUGUUGUUAUGUUUUCAUGCACAGGAGCCGUCUACAGAUAGAUCCUGGUCCGACCAUAGCUGAUAAACAAUGCGAGACAUUAUUAUGUUAGCCUAAUAGUGAUGCUGUUACAAGCUGGAGAAAGCGCAUAGGCAAUAUGCAGAUGGUGUCGUCCUGGCCGAGCCUACAGAUACAGGGUGAAGUUCGAAAAAAUUUUCGCACCUUUUCAGGAAGAAAAAUGGAGAAAUAAUAUCCCGAAUUACGAUAGCAUAAGGGAUAUAAAGCCACUUCAUGAUCACUGUUCAUUCCGUCGAUACUGACAAGCAUUAAAAUGCUCAUUUCAUUAUGUAUAUAAAACCACUUCCAUAUUAGACAUACAUGUAUAUAUUAAUGACUGUCAGAUAGCAAAGACUUACAACAUCCCCCCUGUUCGAAAGGUUGUCAUUCUGUGCGUGAAAUGUAACAUACAUAACAUUUGUCUAUAUCAAUGCAAAUAUCAGUCACGCAUUAUCAAAUAUUAGAUAUAUACACAUCCCUGGUCAUAACAAACUUUUGCUUUCAUGUCAUUUUACAUUAAGACCGUUGUGUAACUUUCAGAUGGAGUUGUUUCGGCAUUUCCAUUAGCAUGAAGUAUUUAUGAGCCAUUCACCUAAUAUCAAGGUGUACUGCGAGGCUUUAAAUCUGUGCGUAUUUAUAUCGGGCCGUAUUAUAUACAAGGCUUUACAUCUAUUAGACUAGAUAUGGGUAAGGUAUCCAAUAUACUUUCUUAUUUUUGACUAAAAACUUUGUACAACUGUAUCUUGCAAUCUGAAGUCGAAACAUCUGUUAGUUCAUCUUACUUGUUUUUUGUAGGUUAAAUAUUUAAUUUGGUUUUUCCUGUAUAUGUUGCAUGUGGUUUUCAAUGAGCAGCUGCAAAUUUGAAUACAGCUGGCGCUCAAGACGUUUUUUUUAAAGAUGGGGUAUAAAUUAAAAGGUGGAAUCUCAUUUACAAAACUUUCUGUACAGCCUUUUGGGUUAUACAUUCCAAGUGCAUUUAAAAUUUAUAGUUAUCUAUCUCACAGUCUGAAGGAGUAUUGAGAUAUAAUCAGUCUUAUGCAUAUAUUCCUCAGUGUAUAGGUAUUUUUAAGUGUAUAUAUGCAUUAUUUUAUUUAAUGAUGAGAUGUCUGUGAUUCUGAUACCAGUCGAUCUCGUAAUGCAUUUGUUAUAAUCUGUACAUGUGGUUAGAAAAUUAGUUGUUUUGGGGAUCUCCGAGUGAUAGAACACUUUUCUACAAGGCCACUUCCCGUUUAAGAUCUGAAUCUGUUUAAUAAAACGAUAAAAUGUUUUAAUUUUUAAAAUUUUUUAGUCUUAAACCAGUUGCUUAUUCGAAUUUUUCUUGAAAGAAAUUCCCGGUGGUGUUGAAGCAAUAUAAAUUUUACAAAGUUUAGAAAUUUGCAGAAACAGCGUUUAACAACGAUACUACAAAGAUGCAAUGCUAAGAAUCAUUGAUCAACAUGGGAUUUGUAUGCAACAGGGUAUUUUUAACAGCGCUAUACCUUACAAAAGUAUUACUUACAAAAACUGUACAUGGAUGUCUAGUAUAUGAGGAUAUUAGUAUUUAAGGAUAUUUAUGGGUUUACUAAAACGCUCCAGGUGUAAUCGUUUACACAUUCUUACGAAGGGCGCGCACGCCAUUGUUCUGUAUGAGCCUACGUAAGUACGAUUAUUUUCUUAAACAUCUUAUGCAUUCAAACCAGUUUACGUACUGCCUCAACUGAUAUUUGUAAUAGUGACAAUGGUUUUGUUAUGUAUAAUUUGGUCUAAUAAAAAAAUAUAGACCUAUUCUAAAAAAAA